AACUGGAGGCUCAUUUCUCUACAGUCAACAUCAAAUUUACAUCAUUUAAUUUUAAAAAUAUAGAAACAUUUUAGCUUUUAAAUCGUUUUCAAUCUGGAAUAUUAUUCGUUUUUCUUGUUCAUUUUAACCAGUUUUGUGAAAACUAGAUUUAUUUUACUUUGAAAAUUUGUUGCUAUUUUUGAAACAGUUCUUAGCUAUGGGCGACGAGGUGCUCACUUCCAUAGGUCGUCGUGAUAGUACUUCGCCUACUGGUCUCGGAGAGUUCAACUGGUCAAAGUCUUUGGAUGAGUCGAGUCCUGACGGAGUUUUGGAUCCAACUCUCGACGUUUUAGACGUUGGACGAGAUCAAGGAGAUGACGAAGCUGUUGAUGAUCCAGAGCUGGAGGCAAUCAAAGCCAGAGUAAAGGAAAUGGAAGAAGAAGCUGAAAAAUUGAAGGACAUGCAGAAAGAGAUUGAAGGCUCGUUAAAUUUAAGUAUGAGUCCCACGAGUACAGCCUUGCCCUCGCUUGAAGAGAAACAAGAAGUUGAUGCAAGAUCAGUUUAUGUCGGAAAUGUGGAUUAUUCAGCUACGGCAGAAGAGCUGGAGCAACAUUUUCAUGGCUGUGGUUCUGUUAACAGAGUGACAAUUCUAUGCGAUAAAUAUACUGGCCAUCCAAAAGGAUUUGCCUAUGUUGAAUUUGCUGAUAAGGAAAGUGUGAGCAACUCUGUUGCUUUAUCUGAUUCCUUGUUUAAAGGUCGACAGAUUAAGGUUAUGCCAAAGAGGACCAACCAACCUGGAGUGAGCACAACAGACCGAGGUUUCCCAAGGGGUAGAGGAGGACGUGGUAGAUCAAGAGGUUUUCAUUCCCCUGGUUAUUUUCCUGGUUAUCGACCUCGCAUCAGAGGCAGAGGAAUGUAUAGACCUAGACGAGCAAGAUGGUAUCCUUAUUAAUGCAAAAGUGGAGUUUUUCAUAUGGAUGGUUGAGUUAUUUAAUUACACAUGAUUUGUUAUUUUCACCAUAUUCAUCCUUAUGUUUUUUUUUGUGUUUAUUUAAUACCAAAUGUUUUUUAUUUUUAGCAAAUUAUGACAGUAUAACAGUCAUCAGGUGAUUCUCCACAGUUCUUCAUUUUAUAAUUUAAUUUCUUUUCAGUUUUCUGACAGCAGAAAGGUUUUUAUCCUAUCUUCGCUUUUUGAUAAAUUUGAAAGGGUGCACUGCUGAUGAAAAAAAAUAAU
Xenia sp. Carnegie-2017 is the source of this 1213-nucleotide messenger RNA. Its product is annotated as polyadenylate-binding protein 2-like. The coding region runs from base 197 to 931 and encodes 244 amino acids. The transcript is spliced from 7 exons. The record is from RefSeq and is a predicted model, not a curated record. Lineage: Eukaryota; Metazoa; Cnidaria; Anthozoa; Malacalcyonacea; Xeniidae. Gene Ontology annotation, molecular function: RNA binding.